GUAAGUAGCUGUAUAUGCUCAGCGUGUUGCAAAUCGCGUGCCACUUUUGAAGAUUUCAUAAGGCGAUCCAAAGUCUGUACGGAAACGAAAACGGUGAAUUUAUGAGGCGCAUGCAGGCAAUCGGUUUAUGAUAUCAGUAGCUUUAGAUACAGUUUCUUCCCGAUUUUUGAGUCAUUUUGUCGACAGCACUCGAAGGCAGCAGUUGGAUGCAGGAUGAUUCGAUUGAUAGCUUCAGUUUUAUUUUUAUUUCUCAAUAUUUCGCUUAGAAUUUGCGGAACGAUACCAUCGAAAAGCGAACCCGCACUUUUAGUGAUUUCCUAUGAUGCCUUUCGCCCGGAAUAUUUAAAUCGUGGAGUUACACCACAUCUAAAUAGAUUUCGGAAAGAGGGCACUUCGGCACAAUUCAUGUUUAACGUUUUUCCCACGAAGACAUUUGUCAAUCAUUUUACCAUCGCAACGGGCCUGUAUGCAGAGACGCACGGUGUGUUAGCAAACGAAGUAUAUGAUUCAGAGCAAGGAAAAUUGUUCUACGGCUAUGAUUUAUUUCAUUAUAGCAAUAAAACGAUUCCACUUUGGACGGCAAAUGAAAAAUCUGGCAAACAUUCCGGCUGCAUGAUGUGGACUGGUAGUAACUUCGAAUACGAUGGUAUAAAUUGUACGUUCACUGUGGGAUUCAAUGAAGAAAUGAAGUGGGAGGAUAGAGUUGACAUCGCCUUGUCAUGGUUUAACGACAAGAAAACACCAGCGAAUCUCGUUAUGUUGUACAUUGAAGAGCCUGACUCGCAUGGGCACAUUUACGGGCCCGACUCACCUGAGAUAACGAAUAUGGUGGCGAGACUAGAUAACCUCACGCAAUAUAUUCAAGACAAGUUGACUGCAACGGGCUUGGACAAACGUGUCAACGUAGUUCACGUGUCUGAUCACGGAAUGAUUGGCGUAGCUCCACCGAAUUUCAUUUAUUUGAAUGAGACUUUAGCUAACGACAAUUGUGAAAUAUUCGGAACAUCGCCAGUGCUACAAAUUGUACCAAAGGAUAAAACCAAAGAGGAUGAUAUUUUUGCCAAGUUAACCAAGGCUGCCGAGCAGAACGGCCACUUUAAAGUCUUCAAUCAGAAGAAUAUUCCAGUGCGAUGGCAUGUAAAUAAUACUCGACGCAUGGGACCGAUACUUGCUGUAGCCAACAGUGGAUACGGGUUCCAGGAUUUAUGGGGAAAUGCGCUAAUUUAUGAAAGAAAAUACAAUAUUUCGAUAACCAACAAGACCAAAUACGGUGUUCAUGGGUAUGACAAUCAAGAUCCAAAUAUGCAUGCAAUUUUUAUGGCCAAAGGACCACUAUUUGCCAAAGGCAAAACACUCAAAUCUGUCAAUAUGAUUGAUUUGUACAACUUAUUCUGUUACAUUCUAAAUAUUCAAUGUCACCAAACGGAUGGAGCGAAAAAACUCGAUAUGUACGACGAUCUGUUUGCCCGUAAACCCGUUAGAGCCACUCAGAAAGACGAGAGCUCAUCACUGGCCACAUGGGGCGUAUUAUUCGUACUUUUGACAGUUGUGACAAUUGUAAUUAUGAAAGUGAGAAAACUUCGUCGGCAAUAUGCUUAUCAGAGAUAUCAAGAACAAAGUAAGCACCUUCUAACUGACUUCGAGAUGGAUGAUGAACCAUCAGUUCGGUACAGCUGAAGACGAUAGGAAUCAAUUUAUGGUAGCUUUAUAUUUGAUAUGAAUCUCCUACAAUUAUUAUUUAAUUACGGGUUUUAUUUUUUAUAUAUAUUCUCGACUUUAAUUUGUUUGUAUAUUCUUAAUGUUUAAGCGAAGUGAAGCUCUGCGAUCUAGAUUUUUUUGCUUAUUAAAUUUGCCUAUAAGCUCUAGUUUAGCGGUAUUUUUUCAUACUAACAAUGGUAACACUGUGAAACGACAAAAAUGAAUGGAAUUCAAAUUGUCGUUGAAAAUGAAAUCAAAAUUCUUCCUCAUCCUGAUACGGACAUUCAACACGUAUAAAUUUUUAGUUUUGAAUUGUUAUGCAUAAAUUGAAACCGAAACUACGUCAAAUCAAUUUACCUCCUGAAUUACCAAUUCAACAUGUUGAUAAAAUAUAUCUUUUAGAUUACCCAUUUUGUUUUUGUUAAUUUUUAUGCAUAUAUUUUGUACACUACAGAUAUAAUUGAAAGAAUAAACUAAAAAUCAAUACAAAAUAAGCUCAA
Sitodiplosis mosellana (orange wheat blossom midge) is the source of this 2198-nucleotide messenger RNA. RefSeq names its product bis(5'-adenosyl)-triphosphatase enpp4-like. Bases 214 to 1677 code for a protein of 487 amino acids. The record is from RefSeq and is a predicted model, not a curated record. Lineage: Eukaryota; Metazoa; Arthropoda; Insecta; Diptera; Cecidomyiidae. The transcript is spliced from 7 exons.